AUGAAGCUCACUCCCACUCUCUAUGUCCGCUCGUGGAUAGCAAAGCUCCAUCCUCCAAUGCCAACCACACCCCAGGAGAAUAAACAAUUACUCUCCCUUCUCAGCUCAUCUUUCCAGCGUCGACUUGAUGAUGCUCACCCUCCGGUUCAGCCGAGGGAAAACAUGCGGCAAGCCACCGUAUGUGUCUCGGGUCCUGCUGCGCACAAUUCCUCCGCAAGAGCCACUAUGGAUCAUCUACAGUCCCUGCUUCACCAUCCACUGCUAGCCCAGAAUGCAGCGCACCAUCCAAAGCCACAGACUGAGGCGGCUCAGGCUGCCACUAUGAUGGAUCAAGCCAUGUUGAGAGGGCAAGCUAACCUAAAUUUGGUUGACAGAUGCAUGCAGGUCUACCUCAGGACAUUGCAGAGUGGGGAGGUCAAGGAUGAAUUCAGACUGGGCAGGAGGAUAUCAGCGUGGUUUACUUCCUCCAAUCCAGCUACCAAGGAUAGAUUCUUGUCCUCACCUGGGGCUCUAUGCAACGCUGUGCCAAUUUUGUAUGCUGAUGGCCUGGAGGAGGUCGUAUGGGAAUGGUUGGGAGUUCUCUAUUCUCGCAAAGUGGAUGUGGUAGAUUUCCAAGGGGAGGCUGAGGUUCCAAUGGCCUCAAAGCCAUCUCAAUGGGUCCUUCAAGAGACUCAUCUCACUUUCCUUAUGAUCAAAGAGGCUUUGCGCAGAAGCAGGCUUAAUGCCGCAGUUCAACAAUUGGUUCAGGCUUCUGCCUACAUGUCCAAAACAGGACGGAUGUCCUCUGUCGUCCGUUCUUCACAACCUUGGCAGGCUUCCACGAGGGCCGUUACACUGGCACUUCUUCGAAGGCGACACCGACAUGGUCUCUCUGCUGUUUUGUUUGAUCAGUUGUUGGAUCAUCGAUCUUCAUGGGCAGAUGCAGACUUCUUGACCUCUAAGCUGAUGCCUCUCUACCAUCCUGCGCAACCAUCAGCUCAAGAGUUGGCGAUGACGGUGGAACAGGCGAAUGACUCGAUGCAAGUGCAUUUUGAUCACAUCAAAGUCAUGUCUGGUUCUGCACAAAAAGUAGUGUUGAAUGCCCUGCUGGAUGGGGCUCAGUUGCUGUUGCUGCAAGACUCCAGCUCAGUGCAACAGGCUCAGCUCAUUCUCGAUCUGGUGGAAAAGCAAUUUCCAAAUCUUUCGGAUGUUAAGCAUAAAGAAGCUACACAAAAACGCAUCCAAUCUGCUCGACAAACAAUCCUCCCGCAACAUUUCGUGGAUCACCCUAUUGGUGUCAUCUGA
Molecule: messenger RNA, 1284 nt
Organism: Endocarpon pusillum Z07020
Lineage: Eukaryota; Fungi; Ascomycota; Eurotiomycetes; Verrucariales; Verrucariaceae
Exons: 1
Coding region: 1-1284 (427 amino acids)
Source: RefSeq, a predicted model, not a curated record